Molecule: messenger RNA, 1788 nt
Organism: Ogataea philodendri
Lineage: Eukaryota; Fungi; Ascomycota; Pichiomycetes; Pichiales; Pichiaceae
Exons: 1
Coding region: 1-1788 (595 amino acids)
Biological process (GO): amino acid transmembrane transport
Cellular component (GO): membrane
Molecular function (GO): amino acid transmembrane transporter activity
Source: RefSeq, a predicted model, not a curated record
AUGAAGGCCUUUACCAUAUUUAAGGACAUUUUCAUCCCUGUUCCUCCCGUGAAAGCGGCUGGAAAAUCCCAGGCUGGCCAUACUGUCGAGGCUAUCUCCUCAACAGCAGUCCCUGCAGGGGCUUCAGGCUUUGCAAAGGACGGUGACAAGGAGGCCGACAUCAACUACGAUGUUGUGACCGACUACUCCUCCGACCUCGACAUUUACGAUAUUGGUCACACGCAUAGACGUCUGAAAAACAGACACAUCCAGCUGAUUGGUAUUGGUGGCACUAUUGGAGUGGCCCUUUUCGUGAGUGUUUCGUCGCAGUUGCACAAGAGUGGUCCUUUGGGACUGCUUUUGGGUUGUAUUAUUUGGUGUAUGCCGAUUUUGGCUGUCACCGCAGCCUGUGCGGAGAUGGUUUGUUAUCUGCCGAUCCCUUCGCCGUUUAUUCGUUUAGCCGAGAGAUGUGUUGACGAGUCGUUCAGUUUCAUGACUGGUUGGAACUUUUGGGUGUUGGAGUGCUCCCUGAUCCCGUUCGAGCUUACCUUGUUCAACACCUUGAUCCACUACUGGAGAGACGACUAUUCUGCGGCCAUCCCUAUUGCCGUGGAACUGGCACUUUAUUUCCUCAUCAACGUGAGUGCUGUCAAAUAUUAUGGAGAGGCGGAGUUCUGGCUCUCUCUCGGUAAAGUCAUUUUGGCUGUUGGCCUGAUGGUGUUCACCUUCAUCACCAUGGUUGGAGGUAACCCUCUCCACGACGUGUACGGCUUCCGCAACUGGCAGCCUCCGAUGGCUGAGUAUAUCCACACAGGUAAUCUUGGUCGGUUCCAGGGUCUGCUCGGUGCCAUGAUCACCUACUCGUUCCUCAUUGCUGGUCCGGAAUAUGUGUCCAUGUCCGCCGGAGAGGUUAUCAACCCAAGAAUUAUUCUUCCUUCGGCUUAUAAACAGGUGGCAUACAGACUGACAAUUUUCUUUGUUGGCGGUGCUCUGGCCAUGGGAACCGUUUGUUUCUGGAACGACCCUGGCCUCGCUGCGGCAAUCGAGGAGGGAAAACCGGGUGCAGGUUCGUCGGCUUAUAUUGUCGCCAUGAACAACAUGAAGGUGAAGAUUCUGCCCGACAUUGUGAACGUGAUGCUCUUAACCUCGGCAUUUUCCGCAGGUAACUCAUACACCUUCUGUUCGUCCAGAAGUUUGUAUGGAAUGGCUCUUGAAGGUAAGGCUCCACGUUUGUUCUCGCACUGUAAUAAGGCAGGUGUGCCGAUCUACGCCGUUCUGCUGUCUACCGCGUGGGGAUUACUUGCGUUCCUGCAAUUAAGUGAGAGUUCUGCUACCGUUUUGAACUGGAUUGUCAACCUGGUUACUGCCUCGCAAAUGAUCAACUUUGUCUCGAUCUUGAUCACCUACUUACACUUUAGACGUGCGGUUCUCCAACAGGGAAUCGAUAGAAGCGCUUUCCGGUUCAAAGCUUGGGGUCAGCCUUACAUCAGUAUUGCUGCUGCCAUUGCCAUCAUUUGUAUGAUUGGUGUGCAGGGAUACGAGGUGUUUUUACCAGGAGGAUGGUCUGUUGAGACGUUCCUGUUCUCCUACUUGAUGGUCUUCAUCGACAUUGCCUUAUUUGUGGGUUGGAAGCUGCUCAAACGUACCAAGUACAUCAACCCAAUGGACGUUGACCUUGUCAGCGGCCUGGACGAAAUCGAGGCCCACGAAAAAUUGUUGGCUCACGAACGUUCAUUGUACGGCAGAGAGAAGGAGCCUUGGUAUAAUAGGGUGGUGGACUUCAUUUUUGGAAACCCGGAUCAAUCGUAA